Molecule: messenger RNA, 996 nt
Organism: Punctularia strigosozonata HHB-11173 SS5
Lineage: Eukaryota; Fungi; Basidiomycota; Agaricomycetes; Corticiales; Punctulariaceae
Product: rhomboid-domain-containing protein
Exons: 5
Coding region: 1-945 (314 amino acids)
Cellular component (GO): membrane
Molecular function (GO): serine-type endopeptidase activity
Source: RefSeq, a predicted model, not a curated record
AUGACCGUCGCGUUCUGCACACGGCUCGGGAUACGCAAGGCGCUGGCCAAUCCAGCGCCAAUAUUGCCUCUGAAAAGGCAUUACGCAUUCAGCGCUCUAUCAAGGGUUUCUCCGGCAGUGGUGUCAGGACAAUUCUUCAGCUCGCGUGUGUGCGCUCGGAGGACCAUCUUCUCCCCAUCUCUGUCCACUGCUUCUGGUUCUGGGAGUUUUACAAGCUGGAAGGCUUAUAUCCUCCGUGCAACGCACCGAGACUAUCGUCCUGCCUCCUUCGAAGAGAGACUACGUUCCAGCCGAGGUGGCGGUGGCGGGUCGGGUGGCCCGGGGUUCUUCAACCGCAUACCGUCCCAAGUCAUCUUCUGGAGCAUCAUCGCCGCCAACGGCGUGGUCUUCGUAGGAUGGCAAUACGCCAAGGCCCAAUUUGAAACAGGUCGCAAUACCGGCCCCAUGAUCUGGAUGCUGAACAACGUUACGAGCUCCUGGAAUAACAUAAACAGCGGGCGAAUUUGGACACCUCUCACCUCGUGUUUCUCCCAUUCCGACUUGGCCCAUAUCUUCGUAAAUGGCUUCUCCUUCUUCUUCAUGGCACCCACAGUCCUUAGCCUGCUGGGCAACGCUCGGUUUAUCGGCCUGUACUUCGGAGGCGGCAUCAUAUCCAGCGCUGUCUCUUUGGCAUGGAGCGCCAAGGCUGGACGCGACCGGCCCUCGCAGGGCGCCAGCGGCGCGAUCUAUUCCAUCGUAUCCUACUUCGCGUGCAACUUUCCCCGCGCGUCGUUCCUCAUCUUCGGGAUCAUACCGUGCCCCGCGUGGCUGUGCGUGACCGGGUUUUUGGCUUACGAUUCGUGGUCUAUGGUCAACAAUCCGAACAGCAGGACAGACAGUGCUGGACACGUGGGAGGUUUGUUGGCAGGCAUCGCGUAUGCUAUCUUGCGUCGAGGUCGGUUGUGAGCGAUCGAUGUAUGUUACGGUACAGACAUCAGUAUUCGAUUAUCAUCAUUC